This is a messenger RNA of Scleropages formosus (Asian bonytongue), 1299 nucleotides long. RefSeq names its product regulator of G-protein signaling 9-binding protein. The transcript has a single exon. Lineage: Eukaryota; Metazoa; Chordata; Actinopteri; Osteoglossiformes; Osteoglossidae. The record is from RefSeq and is a predicted model, not a curated record. Bases 63 to 791 code for a protein of 242 amino acids.
CACCCAUCCUCUCAAACAUCUCAUCAGUUUUUGGAGGUACAAAGCAACAGAAAGAGGAAAACAUGGGGAAAGAGGAAUGUAAGACCAUGUUAGAUGCGCUGAACAGGGUGACUGCCUGUUACAGGCAUCUAGUCAUCACCCUGGGCAGCACCUCAGACUCGCAGAACUUGCGCGAAGAGCUGAGAAAGACCCGUAAGAAAGCCCAGGAACUGGCGGCAGCCAACCGGACCAAGCUGACGGCUCUGCUCAAGGACAAGAGCAUCAGCAAGGAGGACCGUUCUGAGUACGAGCGCCUAUGGGUGCUCUUCACCAGCAGCAUGGAGCUCCUGGAUGUGGAUAUGAAGAGGUCCCUAGAAAUAGGGCAGGAUUUCCCAUUGCAGGUGCCGACCCGCCACCUCAUCCAGACCGGCAUGAGCGGGAGCACCACAACUGUUGCCGCCCGGGCCAUGAGUGUGCAGAACAUGAAGUACGAGGCUGACAGCAACAUCGACACGGCCGACCUGAAGGAGCUGGAGGCUGAAAUAGCCCAAGUUGUUCAGAUGAUGGAAGAAAUGGAGAUGAAGGUCCAGGUGGCGCCGUGGGCUGUGGAGGCCAAGCAGGAGGCAGGAGCUGAGCUCAAGUCCACAGUCAGCGUGGGCAAUUCUUCUGUCGGUGUGAUUUCAAUCUGUGAAGAAGAGCCUAAGGAAAUGGACAGUGAAGCUGGCCUCAAGAAGGUCUUUGCAGGGAUCAUUUUCACAGCCAUCAUUCUCAUGGCAGGAAUUCUAGCCUUUUGUGUCAUUAAACUUUCCUGAGCUUAGUUUGCCACCCAAUUGCAUCCCAGUCCAUUCAGCUGCGUUGUAACUGACAGUGUGCAGUGCAGGAUUCAUAGAUCAUGAGCUGCAUGCACUGGAACCACACUCACUCCAGUGCUCUUUCCUACAGACUGAGGGCAUUUACUUACUGUGUGUUCAUGCCAUGGUGUUUGCUCCUCAAAGGAGCAUAAAGGGCUUUCAGUUAUUCUAGGUAAGAAGAAUUAAAUACACUCUAGCAUGUAGCCUAUAGCUGUUUCCCAAAUGCUGUUGUUUCUUUUGCAAACAUGUAAUGCGGGGAAUGAUCAGAUUAGUGUCUGCAUUUUCUUUAAACACCCAGAUUAUCAUUCUUUAUUUAGCUGAUGCCUUUGUCCAAGGUGACUUGAAGUGUUAAACUUACACUGAUCUACCCAAUUAUAUAGGGGGGUAAUUUUUACUGUAUCGGUUCAGGGUAAGUACCUUAAUCGAGGGUACUACAGCAGAAGGGGGUUCAACCCUGGGACAGUCAGAU